AAUAAAUAUAAAGGACUGUCCCCAUGUCAAUUGAAGAGUAGUAGCAACUUGGAGAACGACAUCGCACUCUCUAGGACACCAUGAGAUCCGACUUUUCUCUCUUUGCCACGGCAUUGCUUGCUGUCGGCGCGGCUCAGGCUGCUGCCACUCCCAAGUGCAAUGCAGACAACUGUCUCCGAGCAUUGAGCGCUACCCAGAUUCCGGGCCGUAUUGAGUCAGCCAAGGCCUUCUGUGCCUCCUACACGGCACCUGGAGCAGCCAGUGUCACUAUUCCUGCAUACGCUGCUGACGGAUGCAAGAACGGCGAUACCAAGGCUCGCAUCUCCAGUGCCUGUGCCUGUGUUGCGCCUGUCACUGCUAGCGCCUCGUCUGAGCCUACAGCAACUCCAACACCGACAUCAUCAUCGGUUGGAAGUGACUCUGGUGGAAACCCUACUGCAAAGGAUUCCUCCAGCUCUUCCUCCACCCCGGCGCCCAGCAGCACCGUGCACCCCUGUGCCGAGAUUCGUUCUUCGUCUUCUAAGCAGGUCUCAGCCAAUCCCACCGCCAUUCCUGUUGUUGCGGCGUCUCUAGCUAAGCGCUGCCUGGAUACAGUACCUGUGAACAAGACACAGGCGUUGGGCCUCUUGGACGAUCUCGUCCCGUACCUUGAAUGGCAGAGUGACACGGCAUAUCUCAAGAACCCGCCGUCCAACUACUACUCCGCCGGCUACGACUUCAUGGCCAACCUGCAGAGCGUGCGAGACCGCGUCAACAGCGGCGACAUCACGGGCCAGUAUGAGUUUGAAAAGACGCUGCAGGAAUCCGUCUUCUUCCCGGCCCGCGACGGCCACUUUUGGUUCAUGUCCGACUUUACCGAUGCCUUCUUCUUCACUUACCCCCGCGGUGUUGUUUCCUACAGUGUAGAUGGCACCUCGGUACCAAGCCUCAAGCUUUACGAGGACGUCAUGAGCAGCCCUGACACAGCGUCCACUCUGACCACCAUCAACGGCGUCGAUGCCGCGCAGUUCGUCACCUCUCUCGCCGACAAGAACUGCUACGACCACGAUGUCGACACCGGCUUCAACACCAUGGCCUUUACCCCCACCAACCCCAGGCGCAAGGGAGACUUUGGCUCCGGUGGUCGCUACAGUGUAUUCUACCAGGGCGCCAACACCACCUACGCCUUUGCAAAUGGCACCGUAGCCACUUACCAAAACACUGCCCGCAUCUACGGCAACUUGACGGGUGUCGUCGACGGCAAAUCCUUCCGCAAGGCCUUUUGCGAGCCUGCUUCUGCUUCUGCUGGCGUCCCUGUCUCGCCCGUCGACAAGGCCGACACCUUUGACGUUUCUGCUCUCCCUCCUCCUGUCAUUGGCACCACGGAUGGUAUUGUCGGCGGCUACUACCCUCCCGGCGCUGAUGUUGCCGAUGUUGCUAUCCUUGCUGUCCGCAGUUUCCACCCUGAUGUGUCGACUGCGCAGUUCCAGGCUGCCAUUACCGACUUCAUCAACCGGGCCAAGAGCGAUGGUAAGACUAAGAUGGUGAUUGAUCUUCAGGGCAACGGUGGCGGCCUCAUCUUGUUGGGUUACGAGCUGUUCCAUCAGUUCUUCCCGCACCUGCAGGAAGACGGCUUCUCGCGCUGGAAGGCUGGCAAUGCGUUCCAGGAGAUUGCUACCGUCUACAGUGACUAUGCAGCCGACGUGAACCCAGCCACGUCCUCCAGUGUCGCCAAGGUCCGCGCGUACCAGUCCUUCCUUAACUGGCGCUUCGAUCUCAACAUGACGCACCAGAGCUUCCCGAGCUACAAUGAAAAGUUCCUCCCGCAUGUGUACAAAGAUACCCCGUACACCAACCUCAUGGCGUGGAACAUCUCCGACCCCAUCCUCACCAAGAACUCGUCGUUUGGUAUGGGUAUCGAUAUUACCGGCUACAACAGCCGUAAGGACUUUGUCCAGCCCUUUGCCGCGGAGAACAUUGUCCUCCUCUACGAUGGUGACUGCUCAUCUACUUGCACUAUUACUUCGGAGAUGUUUCGUCUGCAGGCUGGCGUGAAGAGUGUUGUGCUUGGUGGCCGUCCCCAGGAAGGUCCUAUGCAGGGUAUCGGCGGUAUCAAGGGCUCUCAGGUGCUCGGCACGAACAACAUCUUGACCUAUGCUAGACGUGCUGCUAGCUACACUACUGACACUGGUGUCAAGGCGUCAUUGGCUCGCUAUGCAGAUCUUACGGGCAAGUACCGUGUUAGUGCGUCGGUGAACACGCGUGAUCAGAUCUUGCGCGACAACAUCAACGAUGGCACGCCCGCACAGUAUGUCACGGAGAAUGCUGACUGCAGACUCUACUGGACGCUGCCCAUGAUCAAGGACGUUCGUGAGGCGUGGGCUGCUACGGCUCGCUCUGCCUUUGGUGGCCAGAAGUGCAACUGGGGUGGCAUCGAGGCGCCCAGCGGUGAUGCCGCCUUGGGAUUGACGCCUAGACCUGGUCCUCCUCCUCCUCCCACGCUGGAUACCGUCGAGGCCAAGCCUGAUCCUGUUACAAGGGAUCCCGAGUGGCUCGCCGAGUACAACGUCAAGGCCAGAUCAUAGAUGAGGGAAUUUCCUGUACAUAUAUUGUAGAUUGGUUCAAUGUAAAUGUUUUCUUUACAAUACAACUUGAAUGCAAAAUGCGCUACAAACUUGUU
Messenger RNA from [Torrubiella] hemipterigena, 2659 nucleotides. NCBI's taxonomy places the organism in Eukaryota, Fungi, Ascomycota, Sordariomycetes, Hypocreales, Clavicipitaceae. The record is from the annotation of a GenBank genome assembly.